Messenger RNA from Pseudozyma flocculosa PF-1, 840 nucleotides. RefSeq lists its product as uncharacterized. Bases 1 to 840 code for a protein of 279 amino acids. NCBI's taxonomy places the organism in Eukaryota, Fungi, Basidiomycota, Ustilaginomycetes, Ustilaginales, Ustilaginaceae. The transcript has 3 exons. The record is from RefSeq and is a predicted model, not a curated record. Gene Ontology annotation, molecular function: S-adenosylmethionine-dependent methyltransferase activity; O-methyltransferase activity.
AUGAGCGACGGAAUCCCCGCCGAGACGCCGCUCCUCUCGGCGUCCAAGCUGCUCGCCUCGAUCCUCUCGUCGAGCAGCGAGGGCCAGCCGCUCUCGUCAUCGUCGCUGGCAAAGCUCAAGCUGGCCCACAAGCUCCUGUCCAACCUCGACCCGUACCUCGACGAGGUGUCGAGCAAGGCGCCCGAGAUCCAGAAGCCCCUGCUCAAGGCCACCGCCGAAAACGACUGGGAGGGCGCCUGGAAGCGCGGCGAGACCAUGUUCCAGCUCACCCCGGCCUGGAGCGCCGGCGCCUACGAGGGAAACUUUGUCGGCAUGAUGACACGCAUCAUGAACGCCAAAAACGCCCUCGAGGUCGGCAUGUUCACCGGCACCACCACCGUCUGCAUCGCCAGCAGCCUGCCCAAGGACGGAAAGGUCAUUGCGCUCGAGAUCGAUCCCUACCUCGCCAACUUUGUCAAGCCUCACUUUGAUGCGUCCGGGCACGGCGACAAGAUCGACGUCCGCGUCGGCGGUGCCGCCGAGAGCCUCGUUAAGAUCGGAGAAGAGGGGCACCAGUUCGAAAUCAUCUUUAUCGACGCCGACAAGCCCGGAUACCUCUCGUACUACAAGACGAUCAUGGAGAAGAACCUGCUCAAAAAGGGCGGCCUGCUCGUCGUCGACAACACCCUGUACAAGGGCUCGCCGUUUGCGCCCGAGAUUGUCGACUUUGACGACGAGAUCAGCAAGCCCAACGCCGACGCCAUCACCGAGUUCAACAAGGUCGUCGCGGCCGACGAGCGCGUCGAGGUCGUCCUCCUCCCGCUCCGCGACGGCGUCACGUUCAUCAUGAACAAGGAGUGA